GUAGUCGUGUGGAAGAGACUCUGAAGCGAAGGUUGGUUGGGGAAGAGAGAGACACACACCCAUCCUCACACAGUCACAGCGGCCAUGGAGACGGCCAUAUGUGGAAGAGUCGCUCUUUCACCUAAUCAUGUCUUCACCCCUAAACCAGGGGAUAAACAAUCUCUCUAUAAAGGACCAUGUUCGAAUCGGGGCAUUCUUAUGGUUGUAUCAGCCACAGGAGCAGGCAAAGGAGGUGGUUUAUUGGAAAGGCCAACCAUUGAGAAAACUACACCUGGUCGUGAAUCUGAGUUUGACUUGAGGAAAUUAAGGAAAACAGCCCCACCUUACCGUGUCAUGUUGCAUAAUGACAACUACAAUAAGAGAGAAUAUGUUGUUCAGGUUCUGAUGAAGGUUAUACCUGGAAUGACCCUGGAUAAUGCAGUUAAUAUAAUGCAAGAAGCACACUACAAUGGCUUGGCUGUGGUGAUUAUUUGUGCUCAGGCUGAUGCUGAAGAACACUGCACGCAGCUGAGGGGCAAUGGUCUUCUAAGUUCAAUUGAGCCUGCAAGUGGCGGUUGUUGAAGCUUAGUCCUGGAAAAGUGCAUAUAAUUCUACUAUUGUUUAUCAAUGUCCUUGGUAUAGUAUUAGAAAUCUGCUUAUUUGUACAUAACUAGACAAAAUUUCCAUAUUACUAUCAACCUUUACUUGAUCAAACUAAGACAAAGGAGAUAGAAGAUACAACAUUGGAGGAGAGGAACUCAAAUGGAAGUCACUUGUACAGUUCAUGGUCUUGGCCUGUAUGCAUGAUUUGUGGCUUGGAUAGGAACAGUUCAGGUAUGGAUUUCCUUGGUCUGGGCCUUGCGGGUGCAUUAAGGAUUGUGGACAUAUAUAUGGAAGGUGAGCUUUUUGGUAGUUUUCCCAGCAUGUCGAAAUGCUUGACAUUGAAGCUUCUGUUGUAGGAAGAGUAGAAUGGGAAAUGAGUUAGAUAUGCUAAUAGACCAA
Messenger RNA from Telopea speciosissima, 981 nucleotides. Its product is annotated as ATP-dependent Clp protease adapter protein CLPS1, chloroplastic. The coding region runs from base 85 to 561 and encodes 158 amino acids. The record is from RefSeq and is a predicted model, not a curated record. The transcript is spliced from 3 exons. Gene Ontology annotation, biological process: proteolysis; protein catabolic process. Lineage: Eukaryota; Viridiplantae; Streptophyta; Magnoliopsida; Proteales; Proteaceae.